AUGGCUGGCAUUAACACAGGUGACGAGAAACUUGUAUUUGAAUCGUCGGAAGCCGUCUCCGUUGUUUCGACGUUCGACGACCUCGGUUUGAAGGAAGAUCUUCUUCGGGGAAUCUACGCAUACAACUUUGAGAAGCCUUCAGCUAUCCAACAGCGCGCAAUUUUACCCAUUACGCAAGGCCGGGAUGUCAUCGCACAAGCCCAGUCAGGAACUGGUAAAACUGCCACAUUCUCUAUCUCCAUCCUCCAAUCCAUCGACGUCACCGUUCGCGAAACCCAAGCCCUCGUUCUGUCGCCCACGCGUGAACUUGCCACGCAAAUUCAAUCCGUUGUUCUUGCCCUCGGCGACUACAUGAAUGUCCAAUGUCAUGCCUGCAUUGGCGGUACGUCUAUCGGAGAGGACAUCAGGAAGCUGGAAUAUGGCCAACAUGUCGUUUCUGGCACUCCCGGGCGCGUGUUUGAUAUGAUUCGGAGAAGGAGUUUGCGAACGCGAAACAUCAAAAUGCUUGUUCUGGACGAAGCCGAUGAACUACUCAACAAGGGUUUCAAAGACCAGAUUUACGACGUCUAUCGGUACCUUCCCCCCGCCACCCAAGUUAUCCUUCUCAGCGCUACCCUCCCCUAUGACGUUCUAGAAAUGACGACAAAAUUCAUGACAGACCCCAUUCGCAUCCUCGUUAAGCGUGACGAAUUGACGCUGGAGGGAAUCAAGCAGUUUUUCGUAGCUGUUGAAAAGGAAGAUUGGAAAUUCGACACACUGUGCGACUUGUAUGAUACCCUCACCAUCACUCAGGCGGUUAUCUUUUGCAAUACAAGACGCAAGGUUGACUGGUUGACGGAAAAAAUGCGAGCUUCAAAUUUCACUGUAUCAUCAAUGCACGGUGAAAUGGUACAAAAAGAGCGUGACGCCAUUAUGGCCGAAUUCCGUGGUGGAACUUCACGCGUUUUGAUCACGACGGAUGUGUGGGCCCGAGGUAUCGAUGUUCAGCAGGUUUCAUUGGUCAUCAAUUACGAUCUUCCUGCCAAUCGCGAGAACUACAUCCAUCGCAUUGGUAGAUCAGGUCGCUUUGGAAGGAAGGGUGUUGCCAUCAACUUUGUCACUGUUGAUGAUGUUCGAAUCUUGCGGGACAUCGAACAAUUCUACAGCACGCAGAUAGACGAAAUGCCUGUCAAUGCUGCUGAGCUUAUCUGA
This is a messenger RNA of Laccaria bicolor S238N-H82, 1191 nucleotides long. RefSeq lists its product as uncharacterized. Gene Ontology annotation, cellular component: catalytic step 2 spliceosome; nucleolus. Bases 1 to 1191 code for a protein of 396 amino acids. Gene Ontology annotation, molecular function: RNA helicase activity; mRNA binding; ATP binding. The transcript has 9 exons. NCBI's taxonomy places the organism in Eukaryota, Fungi, Basidiomycota, Agaricomycetes, Agaricales, Hydnangiaceae. The record is from RefSeq and is a predicted model, not a curated record.